Molecule: messenger RNA, 948 nt
Organism: Mesocricetus auratus (golden hamster)
Lineage: Eukaryota; Metazoa; Chordata; Mammalia; Rodentia; Cricetidae
Gene: Phf5a
Product: PHD finger protein 5A
Exons: 4
Coding region: 93-425 (110 amino acids)
Biological process (GO): mRNA splicing, via spliceosome
Cellular component (GO): U2 snRNP; U12-type spliceosomal complex; precatalytic spliceosome
Source: RefSeq, a predicted model, not a curated record
AAUCAUGAUGUAGAACUGGGUGUAGGACCGGCGUAGGUCAAAGGUCGAGCGGAAGUUCUCCAAGCUUCCGGCCGCCGGCUUGGAGAAGCGUUAUGGCUAAACAUCAUCCAGAUUUGAUUUUCUGCCGCAAGCAGGCUGGUGUGGCUAUCGGGAGACUGUGUGAAAAAUGUGAUGGCAAAUGUGUGAUUUGUGACUCCUAUGUGCGACCCUGCACCCUGGUUCGCAUAUGUGAUGAGUGUAACUAUGGAUCUUACCAGGGCCGGUGUGUGAUCUGUGGAGGUCCCGGAGUCUCUGAUGCCUACUAUUGUAAAGAGUGCACCAUUCAGGAGAAGGAUAGAGACGGUUGCCCAAAGAUUGUCAAUUUGGGGAGUUCUAAGACAGACCUGUUCUAUGAACGCAAAAAAUACGGCUUCAAGAAGAGGUGAUGGGUGGGCAGCUCCUUCCUCCCCCAUCAAGCUGCUGCAGCCGCCAGAAAAGACACCUACCGCUAGCAGAGGGACCGGAGCCCAGCGUGUCACCACAGCCUGCUAGAGCUAGUGUCCUGGCCCCCUGCCCCUGUCUUUCCUUUACCAUGCUGGUGGGGAUGGAAGAGAGGUCUUCACAGAGUGCUCUAGCAGAUUGGAAGAAAAAUUGCUAGGUUAGUUCUUAAUUUGUUUUGUUCUAGCUAAAGAAACAAGACUCUGCUCUCUACAUUGAUAGAUUCUUUCCACACCAAAAGCUUCAAAAUGAGUCUUCUGUCUGUGGCCUUAACAGAAACUGCCGCAGGCAAAAGCAUGGCCUUGCAGCAGCUUUGAUGUUGGUGGUCUCCUGUGACCCUCAGUGUGGCCAGGAGCCAUCUGAACAGUAAUGUGAUGUGACACUUCCCAAGUGGUGCUGGCUUCAUGUUAUUUUCCUUCUUAGAAAUUGGAAAUUCCUGUUCUAAUAAAGUUGGUGUGUAUUUUCUGGUAA